Pelecanus crispus (Dalmatian pelican) is the source of this 6645-nucleotide messenger RNA. The record is from RefSeq and is a predicted model, not a curated record. Lineage: Eukaryota; Metazoa; Chordata; Aves; Pelecaniformes; Pelecanidae.
AUGGACAAGAUCUAUGCAGACCCUAACAUGGAAAAUGAUAACACAGAGCACAUCAGAGGGAAGCGACUGUCCUCUGUGAGUAACUUAAGGCGUUUCUCAAAAGAAAACUGUAUUUUAAAGGCUCCGCGAAAUCCUCUUGAUGAUCUGGGACAUGGGAAUGAAUUGACGCAGGAUAUCAACAUAGAAAAACGUAGGAAAAACUCUCGCCGUGUCAGCUUUGCGAACACCAUAAACUGCAGAGUCUUCCAGCCAGAUCUUAAGAAUAACACAGCAGAGAGAGAAAGUACAGAAAUGAAGAACCUGAAGCUGUUCCAUGUGAGAUCACUGUGGCAUGAUGCGGACAACGCCAUUCAAAGAACAAAUAGGCAUGACACCACCCUCAUCUUUUCAGAUGAAAAUGAAAUGGAUAUGACGGCUAGUCACACUGCAGUGAUUACACGUAACCUGAAAAACAAUCAAGCUGAUGAAACUGAGAAAAUAGAUAUCACAUCCUUUCUGGCUGGGUUAAACUCUAACAAUGGAAAGGCAGAAUUUCAUUUUUUCUCUGACCCUACAAGCCAUUCGUGCCCAUCUUUUGAACAAAAGGAAGAUGCUACUCCUGUAAAAAAAAUAAAUUUCAAUGAAUUUUUGAGGAGCUUGAAGUCAAAUGAAAAGGCACCUAAUCCUAUUGAGGGACCUGACAAAGAGAAUGUUUUUUUUGUCCCUUCACAAGUCCCAGAAGACAUGGCACGAUCGUCGGUGGAAUUUGUACGUUCCCAUGAACCACUGGACACCUGCAAUGUAACAAAAGUCUUUAGAGGGCAAGAUGACGGAAUGGAAAUGACAAAAUGCCAGGCAUCUGAUGUUAAAGCUAUGUUUUCCGGUAUUUGUGAAGCUCCACCAGAGCAACUACUGUGUGCAGAUGUUACUGAGGCAUUUGCAGAUGAUGGAAUGGAUAUGACAACUAGCCACACUGCAAAAAUGUCUUUUCCCUUCUCCAGUGACCUUCAACUUUGUACAGACAAAAAAAUAGUAAAUGUUGAAGACAGACGAGAUCCUAUAGUGCUGCGAACUGUUAGACAAGAGGCCAGAACAAUGUCUGCCAUCCCAGGAUCCAUUUCUUCUGAGACAGUCUUCCGAGGUGAUAAAACUGUUGUUUUUUCUAAAUGUGAUGACUUGGAAAUUACUGGGAAUUAUACAGAUGUAAUCUAUAAUGACAGUACUAAGGAAAUGAACAGUUCACAUCGUAAAACUUUUGAAAAGCCAGUUAAUACAAACUCUUCACUAGCAGAAAACAGACAUCCAGCACAUGGUGAUAGGGACAUUACAAAGAGUCUAACAUCUUCAGAUAAUCGAGCUUCAGUGUCGUAUAAAAACAGUGCAACUGAACUAUCUUCAGGCUCAGAUGAACGAAUUGAAAAAGUGACCCAAGAUCAGGGGACUCCUUCAGUGAACAUGGGUUUUGAUUCACAUACAAAUUCAGUGUCUACUGGUGUUUCUAAGAAUAAACUUCAGCACAGACUAGCAAACUCUCAACUUGUUUCUCUGCCAGGUGAGAAGACAGUAAUAUUCUCAGGAGAAGAUAUGGACUUGACUAAAACCUGUGUUGUCAAGGAUGAUGGAAAGAAUGUUGAAAACGAAUCUCCUGCUGGAGUGCCCACCUCUGCCACCUGCAAACCUUGUUUUCUUGAUAACAGCUCUACAUCUCCCAGUUUAAAUGAACAGGAAGAAAUGGAAAUAACUAAAUGCCAUGCUGUUGUCAUUGAUGAUCAGAGCAAUGGGAUAACUGCAGAAGCAAAACAAAUGCAUUGUAAAGUAAUUCCAAGAAAGAACCAGAACAAAAAUGUCAGCGAAUGUCCAAAUUCUUUAGAUAUGGACAAGGAAAAUCUUGAGGUGAUCAGUUUCGAUGGGAAUAUGAAAAGAAGCCAGGCUAUAGAAAGGAAUACUAAAGAUCUUGAGAUGAUAAUGGUUGAUAAGAAGCUUGGAAAACCAAAUGUUCAGGCAAGUGGUCUGAGUUCCUGUGCAAAGAGCGUGUGCUCAUUACAAGAGCAAAAGAGAGAAGUCCCUGAGAAUAUUGUCACCGACACCUGUGCAUUCAUGUCUUUGCAAAGUCAAAAAGUUGUAUCUCAACCGUUGGAAAAAAACCUAAACACUUCAGUUUCCUGCACAAAUGACAAAAUGGGCAGGUUUUCAGAUGAUGAAAACAUGGACAUAACCAAAACUCAUCCUGCUGCCUUUGAUGUUGCUCCUGUUCAUACAGUACAAGAAUACAAGAAUAAUCGUAAUCAAAAUAAUGCAGUAUCCAAGCAGCUGCAAAACCAGACCUUCCAGUUCUCUGCUAGUUCUGGUGUGGAUAUCACAAGUCAGACUGCAGCAAUAGAACGCGGGGAUUUGAAAAUGAGCACAAAUAAGCAAACUGUUACUCCUUUGGCUCCGAAUGGUUCAUUUAUUUCCAGUAAUGAGCCUGUUCCCUGUGGAAUGAAAGGAAAUGAACGACUUGGAACAAUAUUAGGAAUAAAAGCAGAUGGCCAAAACUCAGACAGGCAAGAGAAAACCCAUACUGUGAAGGUAGUAAACAAAGUAUUGCCAACUCAUGCAGAUUCUGAGGGAGAUUUUUCAAUUGGUAAAACAGUUUCUCCAGAAGAGGAUUUUAAAAAUCUUCACUCAGUUGAUGGCCUGCACUUGAGGGGUGCCGAAGAGCCGUUGCUAGCCAAUACGUCUGGACCACAGAAGGGAAUUUCCCAGUUGCCUUCGUUUUUGGAAAAGUCAGUUGUGUUUCCCUCUGGUGAAAACAUGGACUUGACUGGAAACUGUGUGAUAAUGGUUCCUGAUCACAACAUCAAUCCUGUUUUAUCAGAAAGAAAAGCGGUACCUAGACACAGUGUUCAAGAUGAAAAUAAAAUAAUGUCCGUAAAACAAGGGGUCAUGAUGACAAUAAAUAGUCAGGAGCAGCCUGCGUGCAAUGCGUACUCCUUGGUAUCUGGCAAGAAAAUGUUAACCAUGACUGGUUUAAAACAUUUGCCUUUCGCAGGUGAGAAAACAACCAUAUUUUCAGAAGAUGCUGAUAUGGACAUCACCAGAAGUCACACAGUUUCAGCAGACAAAAUAAUUUUUCAAUGUAAGAGUUCAAGUGAUGACACAGACUUAAUUUCUGGAGAUAAAACUUGUGUUUUCACCUACAAUGAUGACAUGGAAAUAAGUAGACUCGAUACUGUUGCAGUUGACAAAUCUAUGGAAAAGGCUGCAUCUCAAGGGAUGCUUAACAUGGCUAAAAGGACUGGAAGGAAAAGCUUGAAGGGCACAACAGGGGAAAAGACUGUUUUAUUUUCACUGAACGAUGAGAAUAAUGACAUGGAGAUCACAGAGAGCCAUACGGCUGCAAUAGGCCAUGAAAUUGUCUUGCAAAAUGAGGUCGGGCUUCAUUCUGUCUCUUCAGCUCAUCCUGUUAAAACUGUUAUGUUCACAAGUAGUCAGGCUGACAUGGAUAUUACCAAGUCUUGCUCUGCUGACAAAACUACCGUAAAAGUUGUAUGUGAUGAUAAACUGAGCUUGGAUAAGGAGGUUGGACAGCAAGCGCUUUCAAAUAGCGAAGCUACUGUGUUUGCUAUGGAUGAUAUGGAAAUCACUAAAACCCAUAAUGUAGCUUUGGAAGAAAAUUCUCUGCAAGGUAGGCAACUCACUCAGUGUGUUCCUUUAACUUCCACAAUCAUGUUUACGAGUUACCAGGCUGACAUGGAAAUGACCGAGUCUCACUCUGUUGACAAAAGUAUUGAAAGAGUCUUAUGUGAGGAUAGAUUAAACCUGGCUAAGCAGGCUGGACAGGAGGCUGUUUCAGCCUCAGCAUUUCCUGGUGAGAAAGGGACUAUGAAAGGCCACAGUGGCACAACACCAGGUUCCGUUUAUUCUGUCUCGCUUCCAGAAGACACUGUGGAUGUGCGGGCACCACAGGAUCUUGACCUUCCCACGGAUAAUUCUGCCCCUGUCAGCAGUCAGCAGGAUCUCACACAACCAGAAAAACUGAAAUCAAAGAGAGUGUCUUUCAAGCUUCCAAGUAAUGGGCCCAUGGAUUGCAGUGAAGAAAGCGGUGAUUUGGUGUCCCGCGUUUCACUUCCCAUCCAGGAACCAGAUUCUUUGACGGGUUCUCCAGAUGGAUGUAGUACUAAGAGAAACCAAGUAUUGAAAACUGAUUCAUCUAGACAUGAAGACUUGGCUACAGAUUUAGGCUUGGCUGGAGCAAGCCUUGUUCCAGUUUCUAACAAGGAAUCAAAGGAAAAUGAGGGACUGUCAGCUGAAGGGGAGACACCUCCAAAAGACUUUCAAAUAAACUCUGAACAAACUAAGCAACUUUUGGUCAGUGACAGUCCAAGAGAUCAAAUAGAUCCCACUCUUGCACCUGAAUUAUCAGGUAUUUUAAAUGUUUGUUCAAAACUGAAAAAUAUUAGAAGGAAAUCUGCAGUUCUCUCCCUUUCUGAAACUGGUUUUUCUGACCAGUUGCCCAAAUCAUCAACUCAGCCAGAGGAUACCUUGAGGUUAGGAAAAACUACUGUAAAUGAACCAAAUAAUUUAUUUUAUACCAAAGAGCAGGAGAACACAUGUCUUGAAUCUGGAGCUGCUCCCAUAGAUGCAAAUUCAGGCAUGACACUUAAAUAUCAAGGAAUAAAUGUCCCUCUAGGUAUCUUCCAGCCUAAAUUACCGAACAGAAGAAAUCCUUCUGUUUCUAGUGUACAAGCCAUAAAUACAAAAUCUUCAGACAGAGGAGAAGCACCAGUUUCAGAAGUAAGCGUGAAUGCUGGUGGAACCCCAGGUAACAAGAAGUCCAGUAGACAGAACUUCAGCCCUUCUCGGUUUAUAGCAGAAGAAUUUCUUCCUGUCUGCCUAGAAGAAAUGGAUUCAAAUGAAUCUGUAAGCUCUGAACUCGUAGAAAAUGCUUGCAAUGAGAUAAACAAAACCCAAAUCUCCCACAAUGAAAAGAAUCAAUUUGAAGAGACAAAAACUUGCAACAACACAAAAAGAGCUUUGGAACAACAUGAGGAGGAUCUUCAAAGUCCAAAGAAGCUCAAGAGGGAUGAAAACUUGGAUGGUGAGGCCUCCCAAGACUUGCAGGUUACUUCUGGCGCUGUGUCUCAAAGCCAAGUAGAAGUUCAUGAAGGUGAAGAUGCUCCAAAUCUGUCGGCUAAAAGCCCCGAUUGUACGCACGCCAGCACCAGCAGCUCUCUGGAUUCCGUUAAGGCUGACACAGAAUUAACAAGUAAGACUUCCUUUCGAAGCAGUCAGAUGGAGUCUCAGCUUCUCACAGAUAGCAUUUGUGAAGAUAACUUACGGGAGAAAUUUCAGAACGGUGUUAUCACAGUUGGGGAGUUUUUUACGCUUCUUCAAGUCCAUGUUGUGAUUCAGAAGCCCCGGCAUAGCCAUCUUCCCGCCAGUUGUGCAGUCCGUGAACCACCUACUCCAGAAGACCUCAUUUACAGCCAAUAUGUUUAUCGCCCCAAGCUGCGUAUUUAUGAAGAAGAUUGCCAGGCCCUUUCUCAGAUGAUAGAUGAGUUAAAACUGUAUGCGAAUGUCCAGGAUCAGCUCCUGGUGAAUGUGAAUAGGAGUUUGUGGGAAGUAAUGAGAACCUGCUCUGAUGAAGAGCUGAAGAGCUUUGGAGCAGAAUUGAACAAAAUGAAAUCCUAUUUCACCAAGGAGAGUAAAAUCUUGGCUCACAAUGAGAAAGCGACGUUGUACAGCAAAUUGCUGCAGAGCGCCCAGGAACAACACAAAAAGCUACAGUCAAGAAUAGAAAAGGUGGAUGAAUUGCUCAAGGAGACAGAGAGCUGUCUUGUUGACCUGGAAGCAGAUUCUGACAGGGAAGCAGACUGCGGUGAUGAAAUGGCAAAACGGAAAAGCCUUGAGGAAGAAUUGGAAAGCAUCAAAGCUCAAGAAGAGGAACUUCAAAGAGAACUGUCAGAUCUGGACACUCAGAAUGAGCAAAUGCUUGCUCAGAUGAACCAGCUAAAAGAAGAAGAAAAAAGCUGCCAGCAACUCCUGGAGUCAUACGACUUCACUGAGUGGGAGCUUACUGAAUGGAGCGAAAAGCAGGCAGUCUUUAAUUUUCUUUACGAUUCUAUUGAACUCACAGUCGUGUUUGGACCCCCAAUAGAUGGUGAUGUUUUUGGUGAAGAUCCUUCCAGAAAGAUAGUUAGCCUGAAUUUUGAAUCUCUCUUGGAUGAGGAAAAAGCUCCACCCUCCUCAUGUUUAGUCCAAAGACUCAUCUUCCAGUUUAUUGAAAGUCAGGGAUGCUGGCAGGAAAAGUGUCCCACACUGUACUACUUGCCCCAGGUUCUUCAGGAUGUCUCUUUGGUGGUGAGUCGUUGCAAGAUCUUAGGAGAGGAGAUUGAAUUUCUGGAGAGAUGGGGUGGAAAAUUUAAUCUUCUGAAGAUGGAUAUCAAUGACACAAAAGUGAAGCUUCUGUUCUCCGCUUCCACAGCUUUUGCAAAGUUUGAGUUGACGCUGACUCUAUCUGCCAACUACCCAUCUGCUUCACUGCCUUUUACUGUCCAAAACCAAAUUGGGAAUAUUGGGGAGGAGGAAAUCUCUGCUGUUCUGUCCAGUGUGCCAGUUGGUUCCCACUAUCUGCGGAGAAUAGUCAGCUUGAUUCAUCAAAAUUUGCUCCAGGAUCCCAGAUGA